UGGCCGUCUCUCUCAUUACAGCCUUCACUCUCCGAAUCCUCAACGUCGGCAAGAAGGAAAGAAGAAAAAAAAUCUGACAAGAUGAUAUCGUUUAAAGCCAUGGUGCUUUUGUUGGAUGGGCUCUGGGUGUGGGUGCAGUGGAGGAGACUGACACUUGGCAGAGUGACGAAGGGGAUUCAGAGCAUCGUGAGUGUAUUUCAAUGCACGUUGGCCAGGCAGGAGCCCAGAUGGGCAAUGCAUGCUGGGAACUAUACUGCCUAGAGCAUGGGAUCCAGCCUGAUGGACAGAUGCCCAGUGAUAAAACCAUUGGAGGGGGAGAUGACUCGUUCAACACCUUCUUCAGUGAGACUGGGGCUGGCAAACAUGUUCCCCGUGCAGUCUUUGUUGACCUGGAGCCCACUGUCAUUGAUGAGGUACGUACAGGUACCUACCGCCAGCUCUUCCACCCUGAGCAGCUGAUCACGGGAAAGGAGGACGCUGCCAACAACUAUGCUCGUGGUCACUACACCAUCGGCAAAGAAAUCAUUGACCUGGUACUUGACAGGACACGUAAACUGGCUGACCAGUGCACAGGACUUCAAGGUUUCUUGAUCUUCCACAGUUUUGGAGGUGGUACCGGCUCUGGUUUCACCUCCCUGCUCAUGGAGCGCCUCUCUGUUGACUACGGGAAGAAGUCCAAGCUGGAGUUUGCCGUUUACCCUGCUCCCCAGGUGUCCACUGCUGUAGUGGAGCCCUACAACUCCAUCCUGACCACCCACACCACCUUGGAGCACUCUGACUGUGCCUUCAUGGUGGACAAUGAAGCCAUCUAUGAUAUCUGUCGUAGAAACCUGGACAUUGAGCGUCCUACCUACACCAACCUCAACAGGCUGAUUGGUCAGAUUGUCUCUUCCAUCACAGCCUCUCUACGUUUUGAUGGGGCCCUGAAUGUGGACCUGACAGAGUUCCAGACCAACUUGGUGCCCUAUCCUCGUAUCCACUUCCCCCUGGCCACAUAUGCCCCAGUCAUCUCUGCUGAGAAAGCCUAUCACGAGCAGCUUUCAGUAGCUGACAUCACCAAUGCUUGCUUUGAGCCAGCCAAUCAGAUGGUGAAAUGUGAUCCACGUCACGGCAAGUACAUGGCCUGCUGCCUCCUGUAUCGUGGCGAUGUUGUUCCCAAAGAUGUCAACUCUGCCAUUGCCACCAUCAAGACCAAGCGCACCAUCCAGUUUGUGGACUGGUGUCCCACUGGCUUUAAGGUUGGUAUCAACUACCAGCCACCAACUGUGGUGCCUGGAGGAGAUCUGGCCAAGGUCCAGAGGGCUGUUUGCAUGUUGAGCAACACCACCGCCAUUGCUGAGGCCUGGGCCAGGCUUGACCACAAGUUUGACCUGAUGUACGCCAAGAGGGCCUUUGUACACUGGUAUGUAGGAGAGGGCAUGGAGGAGGGAGAGUUCUCAGAGGCCAGAGAAGACAUGGCAGCCCUGGAGAAGGAUUAUGAAGAAGUGGGCACAGACAGCAUCGGAGAAGAGGAUGAAGAAGGAGAGGAGUACUAAAGUACGUAACCUGUCCAAUCAGCUGAUGUUCCAUUAUAGUCCAAUAAGUCCUGUCAUAUGCAAGAAGUAAGCAAACAACAAAAAGGUUAAGUGGACUAAUAUUGGAAAUAAUUCAAUGAAGUAAGCACAUUCUACCUAGCUACAAUAAGAACAUUCCUGCCUCACAUCAGCCAUUUUGAAUAAAAGAUUAAUCAAAAUAAA
Molecule: messenger RNA, 1736 nt
Organism: Esox lucius (northern pike)
Lineage: Eukaryota; Metazoa; Chordata; Actinopteri; Esociformes; Esocidae
Product: tubulin alpha chain
Exons: 5
Coding region: 201-1535 (444 amino acids)
Biological process (GO): mitotic cell cycle; microtubule cytoskeleton organization
Cellular component (GO): microtubule; cytoplasm
Molecular function (GO): structural constituent of cytoskeleton; GTP binding
Source: RefSeq, a predicted model, not a curated record